Sipha flava (yellow sugarcane aphid) is the source of this 1822-nucleotide messenger RNA. Its product is annotated as UDP-glucuronosyltransferase 2B1-like. The record is from RefSeq and is a predicted model, not a curated record. The coding region runs from base 204 to 1718 and encodes 504 amino acids. The transcript has 4 exons. NCBI's taxonomy places the organism in Eukaryota, Metazoa, Arthropoda, Insecta, Hemiptera, Aphididae. Gene Ontology annotation, molecular function: UDP-glycosyltransferase activity.
CUUUUUUCAAAUAAAUAUUACCUGACAUAGGAGUUUAAAAUAUAUAGAUUCACGUUAGUCGGCAACGUGCGAACAACAAAUGCGCUCUGUUGAGGUAUUAAUUUCUAUAAAAAAACGCUAUAAACAUUAUACGAUAUAUUUUACAGAACGUUUUAUUAUAAUUGUAUAAGUUAGACAACUAUAAAUCAACUGAGUAAAAUAAAAUGGAAAAAACUAGAGUCAAGUGGUUAUUCUAUAGUGUAAUUUUUUCUGUUUUAACGAUUUCUCGGAUUCAAUCGUCGGAAAUACUUGUUAUAUUCCCUACAACGGCUCAGAGUCACUACAGGGUAGUCAGACCGCUGAUCCACGGCCUACUAGAUCGAGGACAUAAAAUAUUAGCAAUUACAAAUUUCCCCGAUGACGAACGAUCAAAUUUAUCGCACAUCAAUAUUGCCGGAUUUAAGCCACAUUCAAAAUUUUAUUCCCACGAAAACACCAUAAUGAAAAUAACAACACGUUUAUCUGACAAUGUGUAUAAGUACGCAGCUAUACUCGAUCAUCCGCAAGUAUCAAAUCUUUUACAAUCUGGUCGAAAAUUUGAUUUAGUCAUUGUUGAAUAUUUUACAACUACAGCCCUGUUUACACCAAUUGCAACGGUAGUGAAUGCACCUAUUAUUGGUAUUGCUCCUAUGAUAGUAUUGCCAUGGACGAACGAAGUUAUGGGUCAGGAAUCAAUAGUAAUGCCAUACGUAUCUGAUGUUUUAAAUAAUUCUACAACUCUCGAAUCAUUUGGCAUUCGUAUCACAAAUUAUUUAUUUUGGAUGUUCCUAAAUUAUCCUCUCAGUUGGAUUCUUAACUCGAAAAUCCAAGAAAUGAACGAACUUCAUUAUGGAUUACGAAAAAAAUCGAUAGUUCAAUCGAUGGCCAAUCUUAGUAUGAUUUUGAUAAAUAAUUAUCCCGGUGUAUUUUUAUCAACACCUAGAGUGCCUGGAAUUGUUGAUGUCGCUGGUAUACACGUAGAAGACGAAAAACCUCUUUCACAAGAGUUUAAAAAUUUCAUAAAUAAUGCUCACCAUGGUGUUAUUUUAUUCAGUUUGGGUUCAGUAGUAUCUGAAUCUUUAUUGGCUGGAGAUAAACUAAAUAACAUAAUGAAAACAUUUUCUAAACUUAAACAGAGAAUUAUUAUGAAGUUUGAUCCUGAGAAUUACAAUGGAACACGGCUAUCAAAUGUGAAAAUGGUCAAAUGGUUUCCGCAAAGAGAUCUUUUAGCUCAUCCAAAAGUACUUCUUUUUGUGUCACAUGCUGGCAUGAUGAGUGCAAUUGAAACAAUACAUUGUGGUAAGCCUAUGGUAGCCAUACCUAUAUUUGGUGAUCAACCACUUGUUGCUAAUAUUUUGGUUGAAAAACAAAUGGCUGUCACUGUUGAAUAUGAACAUUUGAAUGGCAACCAACUUUUUAAUGCUAUUAAUGAAGUACUGACUGAAAAUUACAGAAAUAAUGCUAAAAACCUUCAACAAUUGUACAAUGAUCGACCACAGUCACCCCUUGAAACAGCAAUUUAUUGGACUGAGUAUAUAAUUAGAAACAAAAAUGAAUCCCAUGAACUUUUAAAAAGUCCAAAGAUCCACUUAAAUUUUUAUCAAGCAAAUUUACUUGAUGUUUUUGCAACUUUUUGUCUACCAAUUAUUAUUUCAUUGUUCAUUAUAGUAUGGACUAAGAAUCGUCUGAAUAAAUAUUGAAUUAUUUAAAUCACAUGUACAUUAAAGUAAAUUGUAUCCCUAACAGACAGGUGAAAAUAUGAGAUGAUUAGUUUAUUGUGAUAACGUAAUAAACUAAUUAUCUU